This is a messenger RNA of Symbiodinium natans, 774 nucleotides long. NCBI's taxonomy places the organism in Eukaryota, Dinophyceae, Suessiales, Symbiodiniaceae. The record is from the annotation of a GenBank genome assembly.
AUGUCCAACGUCUUCAUCCGUUUCAAGGUCAACUCCAACGUCAACUACGUAGUCGUGGAAACCGCGUACGCGUCCUUCGCCGACAGCAGAAAGGACGACGUGAGCUUCAAAAAGGCCAUGACCUGGUGGCUCGAGCUUCGCCCAGCCAUCAAGCAAGCCGUUCUGGAGAACUAUGUGAAGGUCUCCCGGCAGCAUGACAACGCGAAGGACAAGUUCGGGAACCCGAAGAUCAAAGAGAUGGUCAAGGGCCAACAGGUUACCUGGAGGUCCUUGAUGGCGGACGAAUGCGUGAAGGACAUCAAGUCUGCUGGAUCACUCAGCGACGCAGCCCUUGAGGUCCUCAACGUGGAUGAGGUCAUGGCCCUGGCCCUUACCGAAAUAACUGGCAAGCUCCUUCGGAUCUACGCCUUCAGUGCCUUCGAUGCUGGGGUCACGCCAAAUCCAGCACAAUGCCGAGGCUAUGUGUCUGGUUCUGCAUCGAACCCACCGCUCGACUUCUAUCAAUUCCCCCGCCUACUUGGAGACGUGUCCGUCUUGAAGAAGGAGGUGGUGGGCAAUCCCAUGUACGACACGUCUGCCGUGCUGCUGGCUUUGUGUGCUCUCUCAGCGACGAAAAGUCAGGUGGAGACCUUGAUCACAAAACUUGCUGAAGGCUCGAUUCUGUCCAAAUCGGAGCGAGACGAAGUUCUCGUUCGAGCCUUCCGCGGAGAGGCUUUGCAUGGGCUGUUGAGCCGCUUCCUGGAGGGGAAGGUCGUGCCCAGUAAGUCCGUGUGA